Suillus clintonianus is the source of this 1818-nucleotide messenger RNA. RefSeq names its product laccase. The coding region runs from base 205 to 1818 and encodes 537 amino acids. Gene Ontology annotation, molecular function: oxidoreductase activity; copper ion binding. NCBI's taxonomy places the organism in Eukaryota, Fungi, Basidiomycota, Agaricomycetes, Boletales, Suillaceae. The transcript has 12 exons. The record is from RefSeq and is a predicted model, not a curated record.
UACAUCGCUGAAAUGUAAAUUUCCAGGCGCUGGACAUCACUGUGCUGUUGCCGGUGCGACCGCACGUUGAUACAGGUACGCUUUGAAAUGGGAAAGCUCAAGGCUAUCUGCCGCUGCAAGAUAAAAGCUGCCAUAGCUUACAAUCUUAUUCUAAAUUCUAUCAUCCUCCCGGCGACAUUAUUACACCUAUCGUGAAUAAUCACGAUGAUUAUUCUUUUAUUAAUCGCUUCUCUCAUUUCAUCAAUUAAUGCCACAGCUGUAGUAUCUCGUUCACAAUCCUACCCAUCAUCUCAGCCCGCCGUAUAUGGCCCAAAGACCAGACUGACCAUAGGUAAUGGGGUCGUCGCUCCCGAUGGCUUCAUACGCGCAGCAACUCUUGUUGAUGGCGUAUUCCCUGGACCCUUGAUUGCAGCGCAGAAGGGAGAUCACUUUGAUAUCGAGGUGGUCAACAAUCUCAGGGACGACAACAUGUUUACACUCACCAGCGUCCACUGGCACGGUAUCGCCCAGAAUCGGACGAACUAUGCUGAUGGGACGUCCUUCGUCACUCAAUGCCCCAUUACGCCGGACCACUCGUUUUUGCACUCUUUCUCCGCCCCGAACCAAGCAGGCACUUACUGGUAUCAUAGUCAUUAUUCCUGUGAUGGUCUCAGAGGACCGCUGGUAAUAUAUGAUCCUCACGACCCCUUGGCAUACAUGUACGACGUCGACGAUGCAAGCACUGUGAUCACACUUGCCGACUGGUAUCAUUAUAUGGCCAAAGACUUGAUUGGCAAGAAUCCUACUCCCCAGUCUAUGCUCAUCAACGGACGCGGUCGCUAUGCUGGUGGCCCCGAGCAUAAUCUCUCUGUCAUCAGCGUCGAGCAGGGAAAGCGAUAUCGCUUCCGCCUGGUUCAAAUGUCAUGCGACGCCAGCGUUCAGUUCUCUAUUGAUGGCCACAACUUAACUGUCAUCGAAGCGGAUGGACGGCUAACGGAACCUCUGGUGGUAGAUCAGCUCCAAAUCUUAGCGGGCCAGCGCUACUCUGUGAUUCUGGUGGCCGAUCAGCCGGUGGAUAACUACUGGUUACGCAGUCUUCCUGAUGCGGCCGGUGCGACCUACGAGGGGGGAACGAACACUGCUAUCCUACGCUACAAAGGCGCCAGAAUGGCCGACCCGACUACGGUCAAUACUUCAUCCAUCAACCCAUUGGACGAGACCAAUUUGCAUGCUCUAAUCAAUCCCGGUGCUCCUGGCACUCCAGGGUAUGGGAAGGCAGAUAUCAACCUCAACCUCGAGGUUUCCCUCCCCGGCGUACAAUAUCUCGUGAAUGGUGUCUCAUACCAACCACCCACCGUUCCUGUUCUACUCCAAAUUCUUACUGGUACAGACCCUUCUCACCUGCUCCCAAACGGGAGCGUCAUCACUCUCGAGGCCAACAAAGUGGUAGAGUUGACAUUGUCAACGACUGGUCCAGGUGGACCCCAUCCGAUACACCUUCACGGACAUUCCUUCGAUGUCGUACAGAGCGCGGGCUUCGCAGGCAACAGUACCCUCAAUUAUGUGAACCCAGUUCGUCGCGACGUGGUAAACGCUGGAAGCAAUGGGCAACAAAUGGUGAUACGAUGGGGUGACCGACAAUUCGGGCCCCUGGUUCUUGCAUUGGCGGGUACUAACUCUGAACCAAAAGUCACAUUGACUGGCACCUCGAAGCGUAUGGGUUUUGCCGUGAUAAUGGCAGAAAGUCCUUCAGAUACCAGCGCACAUGUGGGCCCCGUGCCAUACGAAUGGGAUCAGCUAUGUCCGAUUUAUGAUCAUGAGACAAACCUCACACGCUAA